Messenger RNA from Nicrophorus vespilloides, 479 nucleotides. Its product is annotated as keratin-associated protein 9-1-like. The annotation marks the transcript as partial. The transcript is spliced from 2 exons. The record is from RefSeq and is a predicted model, not a curated record. Lineage: Eukaryota; Metazoa; Arthropoda; Insecta; Coleoptera; Silphidae.
UUAAGUGUAGAAAGCUUUUGGACGCCUGCUCCGUGAACACCCACUGCGGAGAGCUGUACUGCACCGCUUGUUACGCGGCCGUCUGCAAUCCUUGUUGCCAGCCGGAUCUGUGCCCCAUUCCCUGCGGACCGGAGCCCUGCUGCAAGAGGCCGAAGAAGAGGCGCUGCUGCAAAAAAUCUCGGUGCAGUCCUUGCAGAUCCUGCAGUCCACCGAGCUGCUGUCGUGCCGUCCUCUGCGAUCCUUGCUGCGAUCCCUGCUGCAGACCGUUACCCUGCAAGCCCUGUUGCGAUCCCUGCUGCGCCUGCUGCUGCAAAUGCCCGCCGGUCUGCUGCAAGCCGCCGACGGAGAACUACUCGCUGAGGCCGACGCCAAAGUUACUUGGAUCCUCUAAGAAGGACAAUCCUUGCUUGAACGACGCUGAACCUCCGACCGCAAUUUGGAGGUGCAACCAUUGCGGCGGCUGCAAGGAUUGCUGCUAG